Messenger RNA from Saxophila tyrrhenica, 846 nucleotides. RefSeq lists its product as uncharacterized. The coding region runs from base 1 to 846 and encodes 281 amino acids. The transcript is spliced from 3 exons. The record is from RefSeq and is a predicted model, not a curated record. Lineage: Eukaryota; Fungi; Ascomycota; Dothideomycetes; Mycosphaerellales; Extremaceae. Gene Ontology annotation, molecular function: protein binding.
AUGUCGUUCAUGUCGAAGCUCGCCGACAAGCUCGGUGACGUGAUGAAGGAGAAGCUCACUACCAAGGACGACAAAGGACAUAACGAGCACAGCAAACCACACGGAAGCUCCCACGACCAGCACUACGGCGACAGCUCAUACGCCUCCCACCAGAGCUACGAACAACCUCACUACGAACAGCAGUCCCACUACGAGCAACAAUCCCACUACGGCGCACCGCCACCAUCCGACAACCUCCCACCCGGCUGGAUCAAACAAUGGGACCCCGCCAGCCAGCGCUACUACUACGUCGAGCAAGCGACCGGCCGCACGCAAUGGGAGCCUCCGUACGGUGCGUCUUCAGGUCAUAGGUACGGUCACGAUGAGCAUGGCCAGCAGCAUGGCAUGUUCGAGGGCGGCCACGGGUACGGCGAACACGAGAGGGGCCAUGGAGGUGGCGAAUACGAUCCCCAUGGCGGACAUGGCUACGGCACCUACCCUCCGGGCCAGCACGUGCAGAAGGACAGCCACGGCAACGUGAUCGCUGCGGGGGUUGGUGGAGCGGCGGUGGGAGCUAUCGGUGGUGCUAUGUUGGCGCAUGAGAUGGGCGAAGAAAGCUCCGACGAAGAAGGCCACGCCACCACCACCGCGGCUCCCGAAGCACACCCAGCCCCACCCCCGGAAGUCCCAGAAGACGUCUCCAGCAGCGACGAGGAAGAAGUCGAAGAGGCGCAGGAGGAUGUCGACGAAGCGCAGGAGGAGGUAGCGGAAGCGAGCAGCGAGAGCGAUCGGGAAUCGGCGCAGGAGGAGUUGGAGGAGGCGCAGGAGGAGCUAGAUGAGGCCGAGGAAGAGGCGUAUGACGACUGA